Molecule: messenger RNA, 1210 nt
Organism: Neodiprion fabricii
Lineage: Eukaryota; Metazoa; Arthropoda; Insecta; Hymenoptera; Diprionidae
Exons: 2
Coding region: 362-724 (120 amino acids)
Source: RefSeq, a predicted model, not a curated record
ACUACAUGACAGCGAAAGACACUGGUUGAAACGUUCCAAGCUUAGAGCCUUAGCUUAGAGCAUAUACAGUAACAUGCUCUAGGUUCCAAGAGCCAGCGCUGCUGUCAUCUGUUGGUGAAAGCAAGAACUACGAAGAGCAACAAAAAAUUGAAAAUCUUUGCUACCCACUAUUGCGAUCGCCACUUUUUCAGGGACGAGAGUACAGAUAUCGUAGAUGUAUUUUACGCUGUACAGCCAGGAAUUGUUAUAAUUCCUGUGAAAUACCGACUGUUAAUAGACCAUAAGGGUAUUGCGAAAAAUAUGAUUUCAAUACCAGAGCAUCGUUAAUAAAUACUCCAAAUACGGAGUAUCGAAUUCGACGAUGACACAAGCCAACAGAAAAAGAGGACGCAGCAUAGAAGAUGAAGCUGGUGAAUUCAUGCCGCUUAGUAAAAGGAUAAAUAAUCUUCACAUCAACGGAUUAUCUGGACUACCAACUCCCGAGUCUUCCCAAGAAACCAUGGACUCUGAAUGGGGCAACCGCAGCUACGUUCCAUCUCCCAAUCAUUCCGAGCCUUCCCAAGGCUCGAGUUCUCUGGAUGGAUGUAGUUCGAGCAGAAGCUCAUAUACCGCCGAAUACCGGCCCAACUUAGACGCAAAUGACAAUCCGUACUAUUAUGAAAAUAACAAAUUACUUUAUUCACUUUACAUGGAGCGUAUGCAGAGAGCAUCUGAGCUAUACUAAUCAUUGUUCAAUUUGGAUUUACAUUUUGCCUUUACUGAUUCGCUGGCAUACAGCUAGCUUUGAAAGAAGAAAUCUCAUGCAACAUAUGACUAUAUGUCUAAUAGUUAUUUCGAUAAGACUAAUAAAAUCAAAAUCAAUUAGAGAAUUUGAAAUUAUCCUCAGGCCGAAUCGUGUUUUCAUCAAACCAUUUUGGGCCAGAUAUAACCUUUUACUUGUUGUAUUGCAUUUUAUUAUCCCCUGUACAUCUUGAUAAGGAAAAAUAUAUUAGAAAUUAAUUCACAUUUACUCAACUAAAACCGCAGUGUAUAUCGGUCUGAAAUCAUGUUAUAACACUUACAUGAUAUACUGACAUAUUUUACGAUUAUUUUGUUCAUAUAAUUUGUCAAGUCCCGACUGGUGUGCGACAAGCGCUUGUAUGCUAUUAGUACAGUCUAAUGUAAGAUUAGUUUAAUAAAUCAACAAAUAAUAAAAAUAAAAAUCAAUAAA